Messenger RNA from Coffea eugenioides, 509 nucleotides. Its product is annotated as endoribonuclease Dicer homolog 2-like. The record is from RefSeq and is a predicted model, not a curated record. Lineage: Eukaryota; Viridiplantae; Streptophyta; Magnoliopsida; Gentianales; Rubiaceae. Bases 1 to 429 code for a protein of 142 amino acids. The transcript is spliced from 3 exons. Gene Ontology annotation, molecular function: ribonuclease III activity; RNA binding. Gene Ontology annotation, cellular component: nucleus; cytoplasm. Gene Ontology annotation, biological process: siRNA processing.
AUGACUCAAUCAUCACAAGACUCGACUUCUGGGUGGGAGUCAGAGCCAGUAAUCAAGAUUCUUGCAGAUAUUAUAGAAUCUCUUGCCGGGGCUAUAUACGUUGAUUCUGGAUAUGACAAAGACGUUGUAUUUCAAAGCAUAAAGCCACUUCUUGAGCCUCUGGUUACCCCUGAGACACUAAAGCUCCAACCUGGGAGGGAACUGAAGGAAUUGUGUCAGAAGGAGAACUUUGUCAUGAAGGAGGAGGAUGGCAAGCUUGAGGUUAAUGCAAAUGGUGCCAUUUAUGUUUGUGGACUAACUGCAGCAAACAAGAAGACAGCAGAAAAAAUAGCAUCCAUGGAAAUUCUGGAGAUGCUAAAGAAAAAUUAUUACACCGGGGAGAGCCACAUAGAACCUUGCCUGUCUUGUGAUAUCAGACAAGUCAGAUAGCCUUAUGGCUGGAUCAUAUAAGAUCCUGAUGAUGUUUUUAUUCCAAAAAAAAAAAAAAAAACUUGCUUAUCAUCAUCAUC